AGUGAAUGCGGCUGAGGAAGGAAGAGGCUCCCAGCAGUUCUUUUUCUUCUACUUCUUUUUGGGCAUGUACAGGUACACGACCAUUCGUGUCGUCUUUAACUGUCCUGCACCAAUUUGUUUUUUUAAACAGCUAAAAACGUGGAGUUUGCUGCGCCUCACCUGCUCUACAUCGGACUAUAACUGCGGAGUGAUUUUUUUUUUUUAAAUAUUCAUUUUACGCACCGCUUUUCGUCGUUUGUCUUGUUUUGAAUGUGAUUUAUAGUUCGUCGGCGUUAUUAGAAAAUAUUUUUAAACUCUUCUUUUAUUCCGGCAGUCGAAUUGACUGUUAAAAGACACGAUGCGGAUAACGUUUUUUAAGAAGAAUGGAGGUGAUAAGGCAUUAAAACUUGGCGCCUAACUAGAUGACUCCGCGCUGAGGUGUUGUCACUCCGCUUCCUAUUCCUCAUCCUGCAGUGAAGAAAAAGAAGAUAACAAGCAUGGCUGACUUGUGGCAUCGCACCGCCGACCCACCCCAGACGCGCCUUCAAGAUCUCUAGAAAAAAAAAAAAUCUUUCCUGCGAUCAAACCGAAUGUUCUCCCAUGGCGGCGGGACGAGCUCGGGGAUCGGACGACGGGAAUCCGGCCAGCGAGGGACGCAGCAGGUGAAAUAGGAUCCGAGCGCGCACUGUUCCAAUGCACACCGAGCGCGCCUUUGCGCAUCGCUGCCUGCGUGAAGAUGAAGCAGCGCAGCCACCUUGUUGCUGCACCGUCAACCUGCACCCUUUCUCCGUCGUCUGCAGCACCUCUCCGCCCAGGUCCCGUCCACGCAUCACUCUCAGCUUCAGGCUGCUAAAUGAUUUUCUGGGGGAGGACUUUUAACCGACGAGAUGAUGCUCGUACUCCUGCUGGCCGCCUUUUCCUCCUCCAUCUCAUGCUCCUCCCUCUCCUCCCCCUCCAUUUUGGAUGGACCCCCGAUGGCGGACCCGGACUUGAUGUCCGAAACGUGUAGCGCCUGCUCGUGCAUGUCUGUGGAAAACGUGCUAUACGUUAACUGUGAGAAGAUCGCCGUGUACCGGCCAACGCAACUUGUUCCACCAGUGUCGUCGUUAUACCAUCUCAAUUUCCAAAACAACUUCUUAAUUAUUCUCUAUCCGAACUCGUUCCCCAAUUUCACCCAUGCUGUGUCUCUGCAUCUUGGCAACAAUCAGCUGCAGAACGUAGAAGGCGGCGCAUUUAUGGGGAUGAGUGCGUUGAAGCAGCUGCACCUGAACAAUAACGAGUUGAAGGGGUUGCGAGCAGACACUUUUCAAGGGAUAGAAAACUUGGAGUACCUUCAGGCCGACUACAACUUGAUAAAGUACAUUGAAAAGGGAGCAUUCAACAAACUGCACAAGCUAAAAGUGCUGAUUUUAAAUGACAACCUUAUACAGGCACUUCCUGACAACAUAUUUCGAUUUGCAUCCCUCACACACCUGGAUAUAAGAGGGAACAGGAUCCAGAAGCUUCCAUAUUUGGGAGUGCUGGAGCACAUUGGACGCAUAGUUGAGCUUCAGCUGGAUGAUAACCCCUGGAACUGUACGUGUGACUUGGCACCUCUCAAGGCGUGGCUUGAAAACAUGCCCUAUAAUAUUUUUAUUGGAGAGGCCAUAUGUGAAACACCAAGUGACUUAUAUGGAAGGCUACUAAAAGAAACCAACAAGCAGGAGCUUUGCCCCAUGGGCACGGGAUCGGACUUUGAUGUGAGAAUGCCACCUGCGCUCCCUGAUACUGGCCAAUCCCCCUCAAAAAUAUCCCCAACCUCCGUGGUUCAAAUCGCCACCAAAUCACCAAAAACCACGGACGCCUCUAAAAUAUAUGGUAAUGGCAUUGUAGCCGGUUCACCCCCCUUUGGUAGAAAUAACCAGAUUGUUUCUUUUCAAACACGUACCCCGCCUCUGUUGUGCCCAAAGCCCUGUAGUUGUAAAACCCACCCUUCCGAUUUCGGCAUUAGUGUCAGUUGUCAGGAAAGAAAUGUGAAAAAUCUAGUUGAGCUCCUUCCUAAACCCCCAAACGCCAAGAAACUCCACUUAAGUGGGAAUUACAUUCGUGACAUAAGCCCAACUGAUUUCCAAGGGUUUGAAGGUUUGGAUCUGCUGCAUCUUGGCAGCAACCAAAUUGUAGCUGUUGAGAAAGGAGUGUUUGCUAACCUCACAAAUCUGAGAAGACUGUAUCUGAAUGGGAAUCAGAUAGAACAGUUACACCCUGAGAUGUUUUUGGGCCUCACAAAUCUGCAGUACCUAUAUCUGGAAUACAAUGCCAUCAAAGAAAUCCUGGCGGGCACCUUUGAUUCAAUGCCGAAUUUACAACUACUGUAUCUCAAUAAUAAUGUUUUGCGGAGUCUACCUGCUUAUGUGUUUGCUGGCGUCUCUUUAGCCAAACUAAAUCUGAAAAACAACCAUUUCAUGACACUGCCAGUAAGCGGGGUCUUGGACCAGUUACGGUCUUUGACCCAGAUAGACUUAGAGGGGAACCCGUGGGAGUGUUCUUGCGACUUGGUUGCGCUCAAGAUGUGGCUCGAAAAGCUAAACGAUGGAGUGACUGCUAAAGAAGUAAGAUGUGCCUCCCCUGUGCAGUUCGCCAACAUUGAAUUGCGCCUCUUAAAAAACGAGAUCCUGUGCCCGAAGCUGAUAGCACGACCACCAUUUAUUUUUACCAGCGCCACCCCUCUUUUGACUUCAUUGUCACCUGCUGGUGUCGGCAAAGCCCCUCCAGGAGGACCUGUUCCUCUCUCAAUCAUGAUCCUCAGUAUUCUUGUCGUGCUAAUACUUACGGUAUUUGUGGCUUUCUGCCUUCUAGUCUUUGUCCUUAGAAGGAACAAAAAACCAGUCGGUCGGCAGGAGCUGGGGAAUCAGGAGUGUGGGUCAAUGUCACUGCAGCCUUACCGGCAUGGACAUAAGUUGGGCAAAAAAGGAUCCAUCCCUGGAGAUGACUUGGGAGGCGAAACAUUUAUUCCACACACCAUUGAACACAUUGGCAAGAGUCACACAUGCGGGAUCGGACGCUCGUCAGACAUUGACGCUGGGUUUAAGUUUGCUGACUCGCAGAGGCAGAAGAUUAUCCUUCGGAGUAGCGAUGACAAAGACGCGUUAUCCACCCUGGAGCGCAACAAGCGCCUCAGUACAAUCGACGAGCUGGAGGAAUUCCUUCCGAACCGAGAGCCCAGCAUGUUCAUCCAGAACUUUCUGGAAGGCAAGAGAGAUUUCAACAGCAUAGGAAUGAGUGGAUACGAAAUCCGCUACCCAGAGAAAUCGCUCGAUCGGAAGAUGAAGAAGUCGUCGCUGAUAGGCGGAAACCACAGUAAAAUUGUGGUGGAGCAGAGAAAAAGUGAGUAUUAUGAGCUGAAAGCCAAGCUGCAAGGAACACCUGAUUACCUCCAGGUGCUGGAGGAGCAGACUGCACUGACUAAAAUGUAGAAAUUGUUGUCUUUGCUUCGGUACAGUGAACACAUAAAGACGGUCUUCAUUUCUUUUGCUCUUUCUCCCCUUUUAGUCGCACACAUCAUUUAACCCCAACUCUCCGUUAUCUUUCUUUAUCUCUCUGCAGCCAGCUGAGCGCGUGCACUCAAACACACACACACACAGCAAAAAAGUGCCUUCCGGAAAUUCUUAAUGACCACUGCAUAAAUGGACAAAAUGGCUCUGCACUUUUUUAAUGUGGACCGAUGAGGAUAUUUGUGACAAUGCAAGACUUAUGGAUCAUCUUAUCAAGACAAGACAGCCUGUAAACAACUCACUGUCUUUUGCUGCUACGGACGUGGCUACUAGUCUUGUUCUUAUUAUUUGACUCUUCUUUUGUUGUUGGUUCUUUUACUGCCAAAUGAAAUCCUUUCAGAAACUGUGCUUGAGAAUAUACCUCGCAGACCCCACCCCUCAUUUUCAAACAAGAUGGAAACUGAACAACAUUGUUUUCUUCUCGGCUCGCUACUUCUGGGAUUAGUUACAAAGGGAUGAAUUUGUGGAUGGUACCUUGGUUUGAUUUCACCUUGGGAGGAUAUUUGUUUGUUCUUUGGGGAGCUCUCUGCGGCCGGUUGCAGACUUGAUGCCAUUUUGGCAGCAUUAUAAACAAGUGGCACACUACCUGCCCUAUGCUGUCAGGCUAAAUGGCUCCUGCUGUGUGUUCACCAGAGAACAAUGCAGCGCAAAACUCCUCCAAGAAUGAGUUCACCACUUGUUUUCUUUGUGUAAAGAGGCGUGUUUAUAUAUAGUGUGUUCUGAAUGAAGUUGCGUUGCUACAGCCAACCAUGUUCUUUGGGUGAAACCGAAUCAGCAAUGACACUGUCAAAAGAUGACGUUUCUUCAAAUGGAUAAAAGAGUACAAAGUUGCUUGCCAUGUAAGCGUAACUUGGAAUUUAUUUUGUAAGUCUUACAUUAUUUGUAUCUGUGGGACUGGUUUGUACAUGACAAAGACUAAAACAUGCACACACACACAUGCUGAAUGGUGGCGCAUCAUCAUCUCGAUCAGGGGUCUCAAACUUUCGGUGCGUUUGUGGCCAUUUGCUUAACUUCAUAGUUUAGUGUAAUUGCAGCCUGCACAUCCUGGGCGGCUAAUAGUUAAAUAUAUUAUGGCAAUCUUGAAUCUCACUAGCAGGGCCACCUCUUGCUAAGGAUCCUGCUAUUUGUGGGAAAGCCCCGUUUAGCGUGGGAAAAGUGCAUGUAAAAUUAAUGAAUGACAGAGCGCUUCAUAUGAAAUUUUACCGCAAACUUCGGCUACAUUUCCAAUAUAAUGCUUGAUUAAUUUUUUUUUUUUAAUUCCACAUUGUUUAUAGUCAUUUAUGUUUCCAAAAAUAAAUGAUUUCAAAUGUGAAAAGAAGAAAUACCCAAAGUGAUCCUCAUGGCGUUAAGUAGUAGUGCUGGUCUUGUAUAAAGCUGUCCAGGGUUCAAAUCAAAGUCAAAGAUGUGUCAGUAAAGUAUAUAGAUUUAUAUUUUGAUUAUGUAAAACGUGUUAUUAAGCAUUAAAUGUUUUGUUUUUUUAUCAACAAUGUAUUUCCCAUGAAUUGUUUGUAGUACAAUUAUUCAACAAAUUAAACUCAUAUUUGUUUUGAUAAAGUUAAAAAAAUGGUUGGAAAAAGUGUCAACAAAUUAGUGAUGGUUGGGGGCCCAAAAUGAAAUUCUGCUUAGGGCUCCAUUUACUUGACACUAACUACAAAAUGGAACCAACAAAUCUGUGAAUGCAUUUGUUAUUCAAAUUGUUCUUUUGUUAUUUUUCAAGUUAUGAAAGUCAUUUUGGAACAAUAGUCUCCCCAACAUGCUUCGGUCAACCAAAAACAAAGACGUGUGGAGGCCUGUUUGUCCAACAAAUCAUACACAGUUGUUAGGGAUGCAGCGAUAUGAACACAUGAUAUCAUGCAUAUUGUGACCAAAAUGAUCAUGGUUAUCAUUAUUGUCACGGUAUUGUUGAAUGUGCUCAAAAAGCACUGAAAUCCCUGAUAUCUUUCAACCAAGUUUUAUUCAAAUCAUAUGAAUAGUCAAUGUAUUUUCUUGGUAGAAGGAACACUAAAUGUUGUUGGGACUUCUUGAAAAUAAUUUUAUGUUUGCAAAAGUUUGUGAGUGUUUUUAAAAAAAAAAAAAAAAUGCUAUCAAAGCAAACGAUGCCAGUUCAUCUAACGUCACACGAGUUUGCUCCCUGUUGUUGACGCCUCUGUGUAUUGCGCUUCAUAUUUAUCAGUCUGUCAUAAGAGAGCACAGCCUGGAGGUUGAAUGUGCAUAAUGAAAUAUCCUAGUUGCUCAGACAGCAAUGUGUUUAUAUAAGUCUAGAUUGGGAUGUAUCAUUUUUUAUCGGGGGAAGCCGUUAAAAGGGACCUAUUAUGCUUUUUUUCCCUACAUUUAAAACACUUCCUUGUUGUCUACACAACAUGUAAUGUGGGUCAACAUUUUGCAUACAUUAUGUUUUACAGCCUUUUUACAAGACACUUUCUGACCUUCUCUAUAGGAUGUGCCGUGUUAGGGGUAGGCUUAUUUACCCCCAUUUCGAUUGCAUCGUCAAUGUUUUUUUGCACUUGCAGAGCGAGUCUACAAAUAUAUGCUAGAAGUGUGCACUACUAUGUAUAAAAAUAGCAAUAUAAGCGAAUGCAUGUGCGGUGGGAGAUAUCCUCUAAUGCAGGGGUCACCAACGCGGUGCCCGCGGGCACCAGGUAGCCCGUAAGGACCAGAUGAGUCGCCCGCUGGCCUGUUCUAAAAGUAGCUCAAAAAGCAGCACUUACCAGUGAGCUGCCUCUAUUUUUUAAAUUUUAUCCAUUUACUAGCAAGCUGGUCUCGCUUUGCUCGACAUUUUUAAUUCUAAGAGCGACAAAACUCGAAUAGAAUUUGAAAAUCCAAGAAAAUAUUUUAAAGAAUUGGUCUUCACUUGUUUAAAUAUAUUCAUUUAUUUUUUUACUUUGCUUCUUAUAAAUUUCAGAAAGACAAUUUUAGAGAAAAAAUACAACCUUAAAAAUGACUUUAGGAUUUUCAAACACAUAUACCUUUUUUACCUUUUAAAUUCCUUCCUCUUCUUUCCUGACAAUUUAAAUCAAUGUUCAAGUAUUUUUUCUUUUUUUAUUGUAAAGAAUAAUACAUACAUUUUGAUUUAAUUCUUCAUUUUAGCUUCUGUUUUUUCGACGAAUAAUAUUUGUGAAAUAUUUCUUCAAACUUAUGAUUAAAAUUCAAAACAAUUAUUCUGGCAAUUCUAGAAAAUCUGUAGAAUCAAAUUUAAAUCUUAUUUCAAAGUUUUUUGAAUUUCUUUUAAAAUGUUUGUUCUGGAAAAGCUAGAAGAAAUAAUGAUUUGUCUUUGUUAGAAAUAUAGCUUGGUCCAAUUUUUUAUAUAUUAUAACAAAGUGCAGAUUGGAUUGUAACCUCUUUAAAACAUGUCAUCAAAAUGUUAAAAUUGAGAAAAAUUACUAAUGAUGUUCCAUAAAUUUGUUUUUUAAUUUUUUCAAAUAUAUUUGAAUUAGCUAGUUUUUCGUUUCAUUUUUGUCGGUUGAAUUUUUAAUUUUAAAGAGUCGAAUUUGAAGAUAAACUAUGUUUCAAAAUUAAAUUUUCAUUUUUUUCAUGUUUUCUCCUUUUUUAAACCGUUUAAUUAAGUGUUUUUUUCAUCAUUUAUUCUCUACAAAAAACCUUCCGUAAAGGAAAAGAAAUGUACGACGGAAUGACAGACAG
Messenger RNA from Nerophis ophidion (straightnose pipefish), 7148 nucleotides. RefSeq names its product SLIT and NTRK-like family, member 4 (gene slitrk4). The coding region runs from base 867 to 3431 and encodes 854 amino acids. Gene Ontology annotation, biological process: regulation of presynapse assembly; positive regulation of synapse assembly; axonogenesis. The record is from RefSeq and is a predicted model, not a curated record. Gene Ontology annotation, molecular function: protein binding. Gene Ontology annotation, cellular component: membrane; glutamatergic synapse. NCBI's taxonomy places the organism in Eukaryota, Metazoa, Chordata, Actinopteri, Syngnathiformes, Syngnathidae. The transcript is spliced from 2 exons.